CGCCCGCCCGCGGGGCCCGGUGAGGCCCGCGCCCGCACCAUGUUGCUGGUGGAGAAGACCACGGACUCGCCCGCGGCCGAGUUCUCGCUGGUGGAAGACGUGGCCCUGCACUUCGCGCGGCUCAUGGGCCGCCUCAACGAGCAGCGCCUGUUCCAGCCGGACCUGUGCGACGUGGACCUGGUGCUGGUGCCGCAGCGCAGCGUGUUCCCCGCGCACAAGGGCGUGCUGGCCGCCUACAGCCAGUUCUUCCACGCGCUCUUCACGCAGAACAAGCAGCUGCAGCGCGUGGAGCUGUCGCUCGAGGCCCUGGCGCCCGGCGGCCUCCAGCAGAUCCUCAACUUCAUCUACACCUCCAAGCUGCUGGUCACGGCCUCCAACGUGCACGAGGUGCUCAGCGCCGCCUCCCUGCUGCAGAUGGCCGACGUGGCCGCCUCGUGCCAGGAGCUGCUGGACGCCCGCUCGCUGGGCACCCCGGGGCCCGGCCCCCCGGCCUCGGCCUCCUCCUGCAGCCCCGCCACGCCUCCUUACUACUGCGACAUCAAACAGGAGGCCGAGCCUCCACCGGGCCUGGCGAAGAUCUACGCCCGCGAGGGGCCCGAUCGCUACUCGGUGCGCGUGGAAGAUGCCACGGACACCGGGCCGCCGCCCUCCCCCGGCCCCCGAGGCGGCCCCGGCGCCCGCUGGGGCCGUGUGCAAACAGGAGACGGAUGGAGGCCCGGCGGAGGAGGCCGCGGCCCUCCCUGGGGCGGCCUGUGCAAAGUGGAAGGCGCCGGGGGGGACGUCGGGGUGCAGGCGGCAGCCUACGGCCGCCAGGAGCAGUCGCAGAUCAUCGUGGAGGUGAACCUCAACAACCAGACGCUGCACGUGUCCACGGGCGCCGAGGCCACGGAGGCCACGGAGGCCACGGCCUCCACCGACCUGUCCACCAUGGUGCUGGCCAGAGAGGCCGGGCUGCCCAGGGCCCAGGAGGAGGAGGAGGAGGAGGAGGAGGAGGAGGAAGGUGGAGAUAGCGCAGCUGGAGAAGAGGAGGAGGACGAGGAGGAGGAGGAAGGAGGCAGCCACGAGGAGGAGGAGGAAGCAAGUCCCGAGGACGAGGAGGAGGAGGACGAGGAGGAGGAGGAGGAGGACCCCGAGAGCUCCGAGGAGGUGGACGCCCAGGGACGGGGGCCUCCGGGGAGCCCCCGCGCCCCGCCCCACGGCCGCAUGGCCACGCGCUCGCGUGAGCACACGCAGCCCGGGAGGCCCCCCGAGCCCCGCGACCCCCCGCCCCGCGGCCGGCAGCCCCAGCCCCCCGACCACGACGCUGACGACGGGCCGGCGGGCGCCGCGGCGAAGGCGGAGAGGCCGCCCCACGCGUGCCACAAGUGCCCGCGCGUGUUCAACAACCGCUGGUACCUGGAGAAGCACAUGAACGUCACCCACAGCCGCAUGCACAUCUGCGACCAGUGCGGCAAGCGCUUCCUGCUGGAGAGCGAGCUGCUGCUGCACCGCCAGACCGACUGCGAGCGCAACGUCCAG
Messenger RNA from Dipodomys spectabilis (banner-tailed kangaroo rat), 1518 nucleotides. It is a transcript of the gene Zbtb47, whose product is annotated as zinc finger and BTB domain containing 47. Gene Ontology annotation, biological process: regulation of transcription by RNA polymerase II. Gene Ontology annotation, molecular function: DNA-binding transcription factor activity, RNA polymerase II-specific; RNA polymerase II cis-regulatory region sequence-specific DNA binding; protein binding. Lineage: Eukaryota; Metazoa; Chordata; Mammalia; Rodentia; Heteromyidae. The record is from RefSeq and is a predicted model, not a curated record.